ACAAGUGAACCCAAGGAUUCGAGCGUUUACUUUAAAACGUCUGUUGAGUAUUUAAAUUGGUUUUCGGUCUAUUGAGUUGUUUUGGGGGUCAAUUGUGACGAUUUCCUUUUUACUACAGUAACGUUAGAGCAAUGGCAAAAGUACAAGUGCUAAAUGUAGCUGUCCUGGACAACCCAAGUCCAUUUGGAAACCCGUUUCAAUUCGAAAUAACGUUUGAGUGCAUGGAGGACCUUCCCGAGGAUCUCGAAUGGAAGAUUAUUUACGUUGGCUCAGCAGAAAGUGAGGAGUAUGAUCAGACUCUUGACUCUGUCCUGGUUGGUCCAGUUCCUGCAGGCCGACACAUGUUUGUUUUUCAGGCAGAAGCUCCAAACCCUGCCCUCAUACCUGAGAGUGAUGCUGUGGGUGUUACUGUUGCUCUGAUCACAUGCACAUACAGAGGACAGGAGUUCAUACGCAUCGGCUACUAUGUUAACAAUGAGUAUACGGACGCGGAGCUUCGUGAGAACCCGCCCAUUAAACCCAACUAUGGACAGCUUCAGAGGAACAUUCUGGCUUCCAAUCCUCGUGUAACCAGAUUUCACAUCAACUGGGAGGGAUGUGCUGAGAAAAUGGAGGAUUCGGAGAACGUGGACCCCGCACCUAACGCCAUGCUGCCGCCGUCCUGCACCCCAGGAAAAGCCCCUCCGCUGGGACUGGUGCCAGACAACUCAAUGGACUGUUUGUAGUGACGCAGGCUCCUGUGAAUAAUCCUCACAUCUCAAGGCUCAUCCAUGAGCUCAGGUCAAUCUGGACACUGUGGAGGAGAGGCGGGAAAUAACACAUCAGAGGGGGUUAUCUCAUUUUGUUACAGUUGUCACGCCUGAAACAAAUCAGUGGUGUGACUGUGCACAAUAUCCUCCGGUACGCAAUAAACAUACUUGCUUUUCCGUUUGAAACCUGAAUGGAGAGCUGGUGAGUCAUGUCUCUGAGACAUGAUUUAGGUAUUAGGAUGUGCUGCAUCUAAUGCCGUUUGAUCCAAACCCGAUCCAUUCUCAAACUGAAAGGCAUGGAAGAUCAGCUCAGUUGAUAAGAUGUCAGAUGCAUAAUUCAUUUAACAGACACAAUCAGCAAUACUUGUGUGAAAGGUUGCAGCUACUCUGGAUGAUUUUUUUGUGGGUGGGACUGUAUUAUAUUGUGUAUAAAUAUAUAUAUAUCUGUCUUUUUGUAUGCCAGUUCUCCUUGAAAUAAAUGUUUUGAUACGUGACAA
This is a messenger RNA of Rhinichthys klamathensis goyatoka, 1246 nucleotides long. RefSeq names its product anti-silencing function 1Ba histone chaperone (gene asf1ba). The transcript is spliced from 4 exons. The record is from RefSeq and is a predicted model, not a curated record. Gene Ontology annotation, molecular function: histone binding. Lineage: Eukaryota; Metazoa; Chordata; Actinopteri; Cypriniformes; Leuciscidae. Bases 132 to 725 code for a protein of 197 amino acids. Gene Ontology annotation, biological process: DNA replication-dependent chromatin assembly. Gene Ontology annotation, cellular component: nucleus.